This is a messenger RNA of Rhineura floridana, 2378 nucleotides long. RefSeq names its product methionine sulfoxide reductase A (gene MSRA). Lineage: Eukaryota; Metazoa; Chordata; Lepidosauria; Squamata; Rhineuridae. Gene Ontology annotation, molecular function: peptide-methionine (S)-S-oxide reductase activity. Gene Ontology annotation, biological process: cellular response to oxidative stress. The record is from RefSeq and is a predicted model, not a curated record. Gene Ontology annotation, cellular component: cytoplasm. The transcript has 6 exons. Bases 5 to 772 code for a protein of 255 amino acids.
GCGCAUGCGCGCGCUCCUUCGCAAAGCCGCCGCUUCGCGACCCUCUUGCCCAAGACGGGAAGGGGGAAGGGCGAUGCGUUUCUCCAGCGCCCGCCGGCUCUUCCGUACUCUCGCCGCCAUGGGAGAAGCCGUUUCUUCUUCCCUAAAGGUCCCCAGCAAAGAAGAAGCCCUGCCCGGAAGGAACCGGAGCCUCGUCCCUCUCCUGGGUAAACACCAUGUGAAUGGAAACAGUAUGGUUGAACCUUUUCCAGAGGGAAUGCACAUGGCGAUAUUUGGGAUGGGCUGUUUCUGGGGGGCAGAGAGGAAAUUUUGGAGGCAGAAAGGAGUCUACUCAACUCAGGUGGGUUAUGCAGGAGGACACACCCCGAAUCCCACCUAUGAAGAGGUCUGUUCAGGGAGAACUGGCCAUACCGAAGCGGUGCGAGUGGUAUUUCAGCCAGAAACCAUCAGCUUUGAGAAACUGCUCAAGGUCUUCUGGGAGAAUCAUGACCCAACACAAGGGAUGAGCCAAGGGAAUGAUGUCGGCACACAGUACCGCUCUGCCAUCUACACAUUCUCCUCGGAACAGAUGGAAGCUGCUUUGAGAUCCAAAGAAGAUUACCAAAAGGUAUUGACAGAUAACGGCUUUGGCACAAUCACAACAGAGAUCUGUGAGGCUCCAGCAUUCUAUUACGCUGAAGAAUAUCACCAACAGUACCUGAACAAGCACCCUAAUGGCUACUGUGGACUCGGAGGCACUGGAGUUUCCUGCCCCAUCGGUGUCAAAAAGUGACCAUGUUGACAACCUCCGCACCUUAAAGGAAGAUGCAGAAUGCUAGGGAAUGUGCUUUGGAUCUGGCCUACCGUUGUCUGCAAUCUUCAGGGUAUACUCUCCAUGUAAAAAAGUGUCACGAAAGUAAAGGCACCUACUCACAGUGAUGAGCUUGCAGCAGAGCCCAGUGUUUGGAGUCCUCGCUGGACUCUGCCACUUCAGGUUGCAGAUGGGGGAAAUCACGCUUUUGAAUGCUCCUCCACACAGAUAAAGACAAGCUCACAACAUAUAGGAAAUCGGCUUAUCAGAUGAAGGUUCUGACAUGCUAGUUUUCUACACAGAAGGAGUUUUGGAUUUAAAUAUAAAUAAAUAAGAGGAGCAUUCAACAAUGCAACACCCCAUCUGCCACCUGAAGUGCUACUGCCCAGAAAGGCCUGUACCAUGCAAUUUCGCUGAAUGUACGUGACUUAGAAUCCCACCACAUCCUCCCUGUGAUCAAACCUCGGAUUUGACUGGAUGCUGCUCACUGUAUCCCAACCCUUAAACUGCAAUCUGAAGCAAGGCUGUGCAUUCCAGGGCAGAAGACAGAAGACCUGGCAAACGAGAUGAUGGGACGAAAGCCACUGAGGAAGGAUUUGGAGUGAGAAGGGGCCGGCAGGGACAGGGCUAAGCGUCCAUACACCCCUCCAGCUUCUUUCCUUUAAAUUCCCAAACUUGCUAAACCCUGUUCAGUUGUUAAAGCCCUCUCAUGGUUCGAAUUGCAAGCAGGGCUCAGCACACUGGCUUCACCAUCUCCUUUGCGUCCCCAUCAUGCACUGGAGCUAAAGUUUCAAAGUGGGAGGCCUGUGUCUGCUCCCCACGUGAGCUAGAAGCCUGGUUGUGCGGGGUUCUGAGUCACGCAGAGAGCCUGAAUGAGUAAAGCCAGGCUGCCCACUUCUGAUCUUCCAGCACCAGUGUGUGGAGGGGCGGGCAGGCAAUGGGAAUGCGACAGAUUGGGCCCCACUUCUCCCAGGAUGGAAUUCUAAUUGUGUGAGAACUUUAAUGGGGGUCCAUUCCUUUUAAAACCGACGCCAGAGGUCAGUUAACGUGAAUUUGUGGUUAGUUAGGCCCUUAAUUCUGUGAAUUGUGGCCAGAGUUCUUUUAAUGUACAUGUUUGUAGAAGUUAAUUAUGGCUGACCGAAUAUCAAAUAGGGGGUUAUGUAGGUGCAGCUGAGCUGCUUCUGCUGUCCUUGUUGGGUGGGCAAUUUGCUGAAAAUGAGUGUGAAAGUGGGAGCUUUGGCUUUGGGAAAGUCUCAACUGAAAGAACUGCAAGGUUUGAUUUCCAAUAGCAUAAAAGGAAAACCUGCAGUUUUAUAAUCUCCUCCUCUCAUGGGCAAUCUUAUAUUAUUGUCCCAAAUGUGAACGCCAUGCAAAAAGUUUGAAAAAGGACAUGUGUGGUUCUCUCUCCAUCCCCCCACCAUCUCUUAACUCAAUUGAAAAGAAUGCAGUUGUUUCUCAAUCGCAAAAGCAAGUCUAAUGUGGGAGAGAUAAAGACGCGCCAGUUCUAUUGACCUGAGUGUUGGUCUGGAUCGAUAAGGAGACUGUAUCAAAUGUAAUGCAAUAAAGGGCUGCAAGCCACUAAUGAAAA